CCGAUCAUCAAAGCACACAGCACACGCCACGUCAUGAUUUUAAUCUUCAGGUAGCUGAGAUCCGACACACCAGACUGGAGCAAGCUCCCGAAAACAAAUGGGUAGAUGCACUUGCUGCUGACUGGGAGUAUCGUCCUCGAGCUUGCUCUAGCUUUGAAGCCUUCCGUGACUGGUUUCGUCGCUGGUUAGACUCCACCAUGGCCAUUUCUUGCGAAGUCGAUAUUAAUCACCAAGCUUUCUUCGAUGGUACUGCACACCCAGAUGGUACACAAUCGCUUUUCAUCCCGAAUAUUGAAUACCCGGUCGUGUUUCUAGAUAUGGAGGAUGAGAAAACGCGCCUUCAUCACCAUGAAACCGUGGAAGGGUACUGUCACAAUCUGGAAAUACACAUCAAAAAAGAAGCAGAGGAGGAGCAGUCCAGAAGACAGAGAGCACGCACCGUCUACCUUGAGGGCGCCAGAACGCCACCAGAACCCAAUCCAAACGUCCCCCGCGCGAACGUCUAUCUCCGCCCCGUUGAGAUAACUGAUAUCCCAGAACUGAUUAGUAUCUACAAUUGGUAUGCCCAUCAUACGACCCUGAGUGUUGAUGUCGAAGCCGUCGAUGAAGCAGAAGCUCUUCAACGUAUCGAAGAUUGUCGAAGCCAGAGAUUACCAUUCAUUGUCGCCGCCGAGUGCAGAGCUGGACCGGUCCGCGACCCUAAUGCGACUCCGGAGAGAAUCCUAGGCUACGCGCUUGCUACUGACACUCUCGGACAAAGGAGCACAGGUAGAUUCACUGUGGAACUGGAGCUCUUCGUCAGGAACGAAUUCCAGCGCCGGGGCAUUGGAAGAUGUCUCAUGGACAAACUUUUAGAAGUGUGUGACGCAACUCACAUCCCAAAACGGGGUUAUUUCUUCCGUAACAAUGCAGAAGAGGAGACUGGUUAUGAUUCUGGGGGUCGUCGCAGAUUGGCCCGCCUUUUGUUCACUAUCAGCUACCCAAAUGACGACCGCUAUCGCUACCAAUGGGUCCAGGAAUGGCUUGAGAGAGAAUAUCAAUUCAAACAGCAAGGCUUACUCAAAGGAGCCCGGAUAAAGUUUGAGACGUUCCUCGAUGUCAGCUAUCUUGUUCGAAAUGUCGGAUACAGCGAGGGCGGUUCGUCAAAGGUUAGGUUCUAAGGUAUCAAAGACGACUUGCCAUUAUCUUAAGUGACUUGCACCACACCAGUCCUGCUUAUCGCAAUUGUUCAGCAAAAGUUUCUCUUUACUUGGUUUACACACAUCAUCACUCGAUUCAAUCUCAAAGGCAGAUAUCCAUUUUCAUUUGGACUCUUCGACGCCUGAUUUUCACUUUGUCAACGAAGACAAAUUGACAUCCAAAUUUGAGAUGAAAUGAGAUUCGAUCAGUUUAUGGUUUGCAUGCUUUGACUUCUUUACACGGAAAAAAAUGCGGGGGAAAAGGACCGAAAAGAAAAGAAAGAAAGAAAAAAAUAUCAUUUCCACUCGAUCAUUUUUGUCAUUUAGUUAUUGUUUUAGCUUUACAAAGGAUAAAAAAGAAUUAAAC
Messenger RNA from Aspergillus wentii DTO 134E9, 1545 nucleotides. Its product is annotated as GNAT family N-acetyltransferase. NCBI's taxonomy places the organism in Eukaryota, Fungi, Ascomycota, Eurotiomycetes, Eurotiales, Aspergillaceae. The record is from RefSeq and is a predicted model, not a curated record. Bases 198 to 1160 code for a protein of 320 amino acids. Gene Ontology annotation, molecular function: acyltransferase activity, transferring groups other than amino-acyl groups. The transcript has 3 exons.